Molecule: messenger RNA, 5111 nt
Organism: Cricetulus griseus (Chinese hamster)
Lineage: Eukaryota; Metazoa; Chordata; Mammalia; Rodentia; Cricetidae
Source: RefSeq, a predicted model, not a curated record
AUGGUUCUCCAUCUAGCAGAAUCGGUGGUUCUGGAAUGGAGCCGGGAUCAAUACCAUGUUUUGUUUGAUUCCUACAGAGACAAUAUCGCUGGGAAAUCCUUUCAGAAUCGGCUUUGUCUGCCCAUGCCAAUCGAUGUGGUUUACACCUGGGUAAAUGGCACAGACCUUGAACUGCUGAAGGAACUACAGCAGGUCCGAGAGCAAAUGGAGGAAGAGCAGAAAGCUAUGAGGGAAAUCCUUGGAAAGAACACAACAGAACCAACAAAGAAGAGUGAGAAGCAGCUGGAAUGUCUGCUGACACACUGCAUUAAAGUGCCCAUGCUUGUUCUGGACCCACCCUUGCCAGCCAACAGCACCCUGAAAGACCUGCCGUCUCUUUAUCCGUCUUUUCAUGCUGCCAGUGACAUGUUCAAUGUUGCAAAACCAAAAAAUCCUUCUACAAAUGUGUCAGUUGUUGUUUUUGACAGCACUAAGGAUGUUGAAGAUGCCCAUGCUGGACUAUUUAAGGGAAGCAGCAAACAGACAGUUUGGAGAGCCUACUUGACAACAGACAAAGAAGUCCCUGGCUUAGUGCUGAUGCAAGACUUGGCCUUCCUGAGUGGAUUCCCACCGACAUUCAAGGAGACAAGUCAGCUGAAGACAAAACUGCCAGAGACUCUUUCUUCUAAAAUAAAACUGUUGCAGUUGUAUUCGGAGGCCAGUGUUGCUCUUCUAAAAUUGAAUAACCCCAAAGGUUUCCAAGAGCUAAACAAGCAAACCAAGAAGAACAUGACCAUCAAUGGGAAAGAGCUGACCAUCAGCCCUGCGUAUCUGUUGUGGGACCUGAGUGCAAUCAGUCAGUCCAAGCAGGAUGAAGAUGUGUCUGCCAGCCGUUUUGAAGAUAACGAAGAGCUGAGAUACUCAUUGCGAUCUAUCGAAAGACAUGCACCAUGGGUUCGGAAUAUUUUCAUUGUCACCAACGGGCAGAUUCCUUCCUGGCUGAACCUUGACAACCCUCGAGUGACGAUAGUAACCCACCAGGACAUUUUCCGGAAUUUGAGCCACUUGCCCACUUUCAGUUCACCUGCUAUUGAAAGUCACAUUCAUCGCAUCGAGGGGCUGUCACAGAAGUUCAUUUAUCUAAAUGAUGACGUUAUGUUUGGUAAGGAUGUUUGGCCAGAUGAUUUUUACAGUCACUCCAAAGGUCAAAAGGUUUAUUUGACAUGGCCUGUGCCCAAUUGUGCUGAGGGCUGCCCGGGCUCCUGGAUUAAAGAUGGCUACUGUGACAAGGCCUGUAACAAUUCAGCCUGUGACUGGGAUGGUGGUGAUUGCUCCGGUAACAGUGGAGGGAGUCGCUAUGUCGCAGGAGGUGGGGGUACCGGGAAUAUUGGAGUUGGACAGCCCUGGCAGUUCGGUGGAGGAAUAAAUAGUGUCUCUUACUGUAACCAAGGGUGUGCGAAUUCCUGGCUCGCCGAUAAGUUCUGUGACCAAGCCUGCAACGUCUUGUCCUGUGGAUUUGAUGCUGGUGACUGUGGACAAGAUCAUUUUCAUGAAUUGUAUAAAGUAACUCUUCUCCCAAACCAGACUCACUAUGUUAUCCCCAAAGGUGAACACCUGUCUUAUUUCAGCUUUGCAAAAAUAGCCAAAAGAGGAAUCGAAGGUGCCUACAGUGACAAUCCAAUAAUCCGACAUGCAUCCAUUGCAAACAAGUGGAAAACCAUACACCUCAUACUACACAGUGGAAUGAAUGCAACCAUGAUAUACUUUAAUCUCACACUCCAAAAUGCAAAUGAUCAAGAGUUCAAAAUCCAGAUAACGGUAGAGGUGGACACAAGGGAGGUGCCAAAGCUAAAUUCUACAACUCAGAAGGCCUAUGAAAAUGUGGUUAGCCCAGUGACACCUCUUCCCCAAGCUGAAAUCUCUUUUGAAGAUGUUCCCAAAGGGAAACGCUUCCCCAAGGUCAGGAAACAUGACAUAAACACAACAGGGAGAUUCCAAGAGGAGGUAAAAAUCCCCCUGGUAAAUAUUUCACUCCUUCCAAAAGAGGCCCAAGUGAGACUGAGCAAGUUGGAUCUGCAAUUGGAACUUGGAGACAUCACUCUAAAAGGAUACAAUUUAUCCAAGUCAGCCCUGCUGAAGUCUUUCCUGGGGAACUCAGCAGAUAGUAAAGUAAAACCUCCAGCCAGAAAGAUGGACCAAACAAAUGACAAUUUGGAGGUCCCACAGGAAAAGCUCUCUCAUGGAAGCCCAGGUGACGUUGUUGCUGGUCAGAGAUCAGAGACAUGGAUGUCCCCAGUGGGGACAGUGAACUCGAAUGGCCGUGACCAUGAUUUAAAUCCACCUCCAGUCUUGGAGGCUGAUGCAAGACCUACUUUGGAAACUCAGACCCAACAUGCACUAGGCAUGAGUGCACCCAAAGAAGAGCUCAAAGGGAAUGAAGAGGAAAGAGGCAGAGUGGAGGGCAAAGCUGACAAUCACAUAGCUGUAAAUGAGGUAGUGCCUGGAAGGAGGCUGCAGCACUACACAGAGAGUUACCCAGGCUUUUUGCCCUGGGAGAAAAAAAAAUAUUUCCAAGACCUUCUUGAUGAGGAAGAGUCAUUGAAGACACAAUUGGCAUACUUUACUGAUAGCAAACAUACCGGGCGGCAAUUAAAAGAUACGUUUGCAGACUCCCUCCGAUACGUCAAUAAAAUUCUAAACAGCAAGUUUGGAUUCACAUCCAGGAAAGUCCCUGCACAUAUGCCACAUAUGAUUGACAGAAUUGUUAUGCAAGAACUACAAGAUAUGUUCCCUGAAGAAUUUGACAAGACAUCAUUUCACAAGGUGCGCCACUCUGAGGACAUGCAGUUUGCCUUCUCAUAUUUCUAUUAUCUCAUGAGUGCAGUUCAGCCCCUGAAUAUUUCUCAAGUAUUUGAUGAAGUAGAUACAGACCAAUCUGGUGUCUUGUCUGAUAGAGAAAUCCGAACACUGGCUACCAGGAUUCAUGAUCUGCCUUUAAGCUUGCAGGAUUUGACAGGUUUGGAACACAUGUUAAUAAACUGCUCAAAAAUGCUUCCUGCUAAUAUCACUCAACUGAACAAUAUCCCACCAACUCAGGAAGCAUACUACGAUCCCAAUCUGCCACCAGUCACUAAAAGUCUUGUCACCAACUGUAAACCAGUAACUGACAAAAUCCAUAAAGCGUAUAAAGACAAGAACAAAUAUAGGUUUGAAAUAAUGGGAGAAGAAGAAAUCGCUUUUAAAAUGAUUCGUACCAAUGUUUCUCAUGUGGUUGGCCAGUUGGAUGACAUAAGAAAAAACCCCAGGAAGUUUGUUUGUCUGAAUGACAACAUUGACCACAAUCAUAAAGAUGCCCAGACAGUGAAGGCCGUGCUCAGGGACUUCUAUGAAUCCAUGUUUCCCAUACCUUCCCAGUUUGAGCUGCCAAGAGAGUAUCGGAACCGUUUUCUUCAUAUGCAUGAGCUGCAGGAAUGGAGGGCAUACCGAGACAAGUUGAAGUUUUGGACCCAUUGCGUACUAGCAACAUUGAUUAUAUUUACUAUAUUCUCAUUUUUUGCUGAACAGAUAAUUGCCCUUAAGCGGAAGAUAUUUCCCCGGAGGAGGAUACACAAGGAAGCUAGUCCAGAUCGAAUCAGGGUGUAGAAGACCUUCAUUUGAAAAUCACCUACCUCAGCGUCUUCUGAACAUCUCACACCUUACCAUCACAGGGUUGUCACCAUGAUGUGACACACAGACACAGGGGUGUCCCCGAGAUGUGACGCACAGACAAAGGGAUGUCCUCAUGAUGAGACAGACAGCCUGCUUGGAAGAAGGGACAGCGUGCAGACAUGUUCUUCUGCAGCAUGAAGAGCCUACUGCCCUGGAAUUAAUCAGCACACUGGGAACCUGUGCUGACAGCUGUACAGCUUGUACUUUUAAAGGAUUUGCCGAAGGACCUGUCAGCUUUUGAUGAACCCUCACUGACAGGCUGCCGGUUUCCUACCACCAUCACUGCAGCCUAAGAAGCCAGGCCAGCCUGGGAGCAAAUGCUGAGGGACCCCAGGCUUUGCAUUCCAAAGGCCACCAGCAUAAUUUUUCAUUUCCUCUUCCUUUUCUCCAUUGCUCAUUUUUGAAAAUAAGUAGCUACUAAGCUAGUUAUUCUCUCUUCUGAAAAUAACGAAUCAGGAUGCCCAAACUUGUUUGUGUAGAUCUUAUUUAAAUAAUGUAGAAGUAUCACUUCCUUUUAGCACAUCUAAAUUAUUGACUUUAUUAACAUUCAGGUGGUCUCCAAACAUGUUUGUGUAGAUCUUCUUUAAAUAAUGUAGAAGUAUCACUUCCUUUUUGCAUAUCUAAAUUAUCGACUUUAUUAACAUUCAAGUGGUCUUGAAUCACUAAUAGCUACUGAAGAGCUCGGGACUGUUGCUGCAGUACUUUGUUUGACUCAGUCCUCUAGGAUACUGUGAUUUCGUCAGCAGGCCUAAUUGCAAAGGGCUAGUAUCAAAUACCAAUGCUAAUCACCAGAUGUAAUUAUGUCUUGGAAAUGUAUAUACUCAAACAAAAGUGCCUCACUUCAGAAAUGAGGAGUGCUGGGAGCACCAGCUCAGGACUGUGGUGUGCAGGUGAAAAUCCACCGUAUCUUCCAACAGCUCACUCUCAGCUUGCUUUGUCAGAGCAGCAGUCAGCCACUUUUUCUAUAAAAGAACAGAGAGUAAAUAACUUGAGACACAUCUGUCUUUGUCACACAGGUUUCUUUGCUUAAUAUUUUUGUUUUGGGGUGUUUUAUUUUUUUCAACAACCCAAUAAAAAGAUGAAAACCAGCUUUAGGUUGCAGCUAUAAAAAAACAAGCCCCAGCCAGACUUCACCCAAGACUGUUGUUGGCAGACCGGAGAACCAGCCUCAUUUUUACAUAUGAUAAACAAACCCUGACAUCAGCCAUGCUCUGUUAUAUCAUCAUACAGUGGUUUUGUGGAGACGUGAUUCCAUGAAUCCGUUUUGAAUUCUGACAGAUAUCUUUGAUCGUGAUUUCAAUAGUAUUCUUCCCAAAUGGCACACAUUUUUGUAAAGAGAACUUGAAAUGUAAAUACUGAGUUUGUGCUGUAAAUUUUGUGUAUUUCAAAAACUGAAGUCUCAUAAAAAAGAUCACAUUUAUUGA